Molecule: messenger RNA, 3000 nt
Organism: Poecilia latipinna (sailfin molly)
Lineage: Eukaryota; Metazoa; Chordata; Actinopteri; Cyprinodontiformes; Poeciliidae
Product: transferrin receptor protein 1
Exons: 18
Coding region: 140-2452 (770 amino acids)
Biological process (GO): intracellular iron ion homeostasis; iron ion transport
Cellular component (GO): external side of plasma membrane
Source: RefSeq, a predicted model, not a curated record
CGUGGUACGCACUCAAGGGCAUCCGGACCGGCGCGCGAGAGACAGAAGCAAUUCGACAACUGACCUCACAGGCUUCCUCGUGUUCGGGACUGUCACUGUAGUUGCUCUGCACAGAAGUGAAGAGUCCUGAGAAGCAGUGAUGGAACAAGCAAGGUCAACAAUAUCCAAAAUUUUUAAUGGUGAGCCGCACACCUAUACCCGCUUCAACCUGACCCAGAACAUGGAGGGCGACACCAGCCAGGUGGAGAUGAAGCUGUCGACGGACGCGGACGAGGAGGCUGUGGAGAACGGCAUGGGAGACCAUCGUCAUCAUCACGGCACCAACGGCAAACCCUACAUGGUUCAAAAGAUGCAGCGCACGCCCAGGAACUUGUGCUACAUGGUGUGUGGCGUCCUCCUCAUCUUCAUCAUCGGGUUCUUGAUCGGCUACUUGACUAAUAAGAAGAAGGAACAGGCUCCUGUCUGCGCAUCCUCCAUCAGCAUCGAGAAUAACGACAUUCCCCACGAGACAGGCGCCGCGCCCCUCAUGGACUGGGAUGAUGUCACAAAACUCCUGACUGAAAAAUUCUCUGCUGCCAAACUAGAAAAAGUUUUGAGUGAGUUUGCCCAAGGCAGCCACCGGGCCGGCUCUCCUGAUGAUGAAUCCCUGGCAAACCGAGUUCUCCAGAGGUUCAAGGACAGCAGCAUGAAAACCUGGACAGAUGAGCACUUCAUCAAGGUCCAAGACCUGCCGGCGGCCGGCUACAACAAGAUCGUCUUCAAGAACGGGACAGAGGACCGUUCCAGGGGAUUCCUGUCCUACAGCGUCGUCGGAUCAGUACAGGGCGCGGUGCUGUACGCUCAUUAUGGUGAGGAUGACGACUUCCGGGUGCUGCAGGACAAAAACAUCAACAUGAACGGCAGAGUUAUGCUGAUCAGAGAUGGAAAGAUCAGUUUCGCCGAGAAGGUGGCCAACGCCGCCAGAAUGAAUGCCUCUGCUGUUCUGAUCUACCGAGACCCGAAUGAUUACAACAUCAAAGAGGAGACCGAGCUCUACGGGCAUGUCCACAUGGGCUCAGGUGAUCCUUACACCCCCGGCUUCCCAUCCUUCAACCACACCCAGUUCCCUCCUGCGGAGUCUUCAGGCCUGCCCAAGAUCCUGGCACAGACCAUCACGUUGAGGGUGGCAAAGAAAAUCCUUAGCCAGCUAGGUGGUCCAAAGAGGCCCGAAAGGUGGAGAGGUUACAACACAUUAGGAGGCGAGACUGACAUCAUCACUGUGGAGGUCAACAACGUUCUCACAGAGAAGAAGAUCCAUAACGUGUUUGGGGUCAUCAAAGGUUUUGUCGACCCAGACCGCUAUGUGGUUAUCGGCGCCCAGAGGGACGCGUGGGGUCCGGGCUACGCAGCGUCAACCGUCGGCACCAGCGUCCUGGUGGAGCUGGCCCGUGCCAUCUCUGACAUGGUGAAGAACGGCGGAUUCAAGCCAAGGAGGAGCAUUGUGUUUGCUAGCUGGAGUGCUGGAGAAUAUGGAAACAUUGGCGCCACCGAGUGGUUGGAGGGGUAUCUGUCGUCUCUGAGCAUGAAAGCCUUCUCUUACAUCAACCUGGAUGGCAUUGUAACAGGUCUGAAUGGAUUUAAAGUAGCAGCCAGUCCUCUAAUGCACACCCUAAUUGAAAACACCCUAAAAGAGGUAAAAAUCCGAGAUGCCUCUCUUUACAAGCAAUUUGCAAAGGACAACUUUGAAUCAAAUAUUCUGGAGCCGAUGCGGAUGGACAGCGCUGCGUAUCCUUUCCUCGCCUUCUCCGGAAUCCCCUCCAUGUCAUUCAGAUUCUCCCCGGACAACUCGAACUACAAUCACUUUGGCACAAUGGAGGACACCGUGGCGAACCUGAAUGCUGCCACGUCCAGCCAGGUCCCCCAGCUGGCGGCGACGGCAGGCCGCUUCGCCGGCCACAUAGCUCUGAGGCUGGUCCACGACCACCUGCUGCAGAUGGACGUGAUGAAAUAUUACAAGGUUGUCCGUUCCUACGUGUACAAGAUCAAUGGAAGAGUCAAAGAUGUUCUGCAGAUGCAACCGCAGCUGUUGCCCAAAUCCCUGACGGUGCAGUGGUUGAUCUCCGCCAUUGGUUCGUACAGCCGGGCCGCCCAGAGCCUGCAGAAUGACAUCCAGAACAGCGACCUGGAGGACAUCGAGAUGUGCCGCCUCAUCAACGACCGCAUCAUGGCGGUGGAAAGAAACUUCCUGUCCCACUACGUCUCCCCCAGGCAGAGCCCGUUCCGCCACAUCCUGGUCGGCUCGGGCCCCCACACUCUCAAAGCUCUCACCAAACACCUGGAGGCCCUGAAGACGAACAACCCCGAGGCAAACGCCGAGCUGUUCCUCAACGAGUUUGCCCUGGCAACCUGGACCAUCCAAGGCUGCGCCAACUCCUUAGCAGGGGACAUCUGGUCUCUGGAUAAUGAAAUCUAAACUGAUCAACAGUUGCACAACCUUUUAAAAAAAUCAAUAAGUUUUAACAAUUGGAGAAAAUAACAUUGUCCCCCCUUUUAUAUUCAAUACUUUUUAUCCACAUGUAACAUUUGAAAAACCAAAUGUUUGAUGCUUUGGUGCUGCUAAUGACUACUAGAACAUCCCAGUUUUACAUGGCAGGAGUAGCCAAUUGUAUUUUCCUACGAAUGAGCUGAAUGUAGAGCAUUUCCCAACAUCCCAAUAGGUCAUAAUCUCUCCCAUGACUCAGAGAAUCAUAUCACCACAGGUCAGUAUGAUAAACUAAUAACCUUUUAUCUGUUUACUAAAAAUAAUUACAAUGCUGCUGAAGCCAAAUGUUCAAGCCUGAGCUGGUUUACGUUGGUAGCUACAAUUUGAUAAAAACCCAGCUCCUCAGUUUCAGAAGGUGCUGAAAUCAUCAAUUACAAAAAAAUGGAAAUAAAAAAAAAUCGGAACAACGCAGUUUCCAUGGUGCACAGAGCGCAGCCGUUAUCUGCCUCAAAGCUCAUGUGACUAAAAAAAAAAAAAAA